Synchiropus splendidus (mandarinfish) is the source of this 3123-nucleotide messenger RNA. RefSeq names its product leucine rich repeat containing 1 (gene lrrc1). Gene Ontology annotation, cellular component: postsynaptic density; postsynaptic membrane; adherens junction. The record is from RefSeq and is a predicted model, not a curated record. Lineage: Eukaryota; Metazoa; Chordata; Actinopteri; Syngnathiformes; Callionymidae. The coding region runs from base 376 to 1953 and encodes 525 amino acids. The transcript has 14 exons. Gene Ontology annotation, biological process: neurotransmitter receptor transport, endosome to postsynaptic membrane; neurotransmitter receptor transport postsynaptic membrane to endosome. Gene Ontology annotation, molecular function: protein binding.
UGUUCCGGGUCAGAAACUGGACGGGAGAGGAAAUAAACUCCAGGACGACGCGAAAAACAACCCGAGAAUGUUACCCUCGUCCGUUCUGGGAUGUAGCGUGCGUUUUCUGCGAUAAACAUCAAGUUUGACGGUGCGUGGCUCGAGUCGACACAAACAGGUGCCUUCAAACUAACCAAAGUGACACGACGGCGGAGAGUCGUUCCCAUGUUCGUCCCUGUCUAACGCUCCAGUUUCGGUCUUUCCUUACCUGUGAGUUUCGCUCCGUGCUUAUUUCCGAGUGAAUUUUUAGUUCUGCACCCUCCUGCAAUCUGUUGCAUCCCCUUCUCCUCCUCCCCGCUGUUUGUUUACCACACGGGCAGAUUCAUUCCCCCCGGGAUGUUUCACUGUAUUCCGCUGUGGCGGUGCAACCGUCAUGUUGAGAUGAUCGACAAACGCCACUGUUCACUUCUCUACGUGCCCGACGAGAUUUAUCGCUACGGCCGGAGUUUGGAGGAGCUGCUGCUGGACGCCAACCAACUCCGAGACUUGCCAAAGCCAUUUUUCCAGCUGUCUAAACUAAGAAAACUGGGGCUGAGUGACAAUGAAAUCCAGAGACUUCCUCCUGAAAUUGCCAAUUUUAUGGAGUUGGUGGAGCUUGAUGUCUCCCGAAAUGAUAUUAUGGAAAUUCCAGAGAGCAUUUCCUACUGCAAAGCCCUCCAAGUUGCAGACUUCAGUGGAAAUCCAUUAACACGGCUACCAGAAAGCUUUCCAGAGCUGCGGAACCUAACAUGCCUUUCUAUCAAUGAUAUUUCACUGCAAAAUCUACCAGAUAACAUCGGGAACCUCUCCAACUUGGUGUCGCUAGAACUCAGAGAAAACCUGCUGACAUUCUUACCAGAGUCAUUAUCCCUGCUGCAUCGACUUCAAGAGCUCGACUUAGGCAAUAAUGAACUUUACAGUUUGCCAGAGACAAUAGGGUGUCUGGUGAGUUUAAAGGACCUGUGGCUGGAUGGAAACCAUUUGGCUGAAAUUCCUGCGGAAAUGGGUACGAUGAAAAGUCUUCUGUGUCUGGAUGUGUCAGACAACAAACUGGAGAGACUUCCAGCUGAGCUCGGGGGCCUGGUGGCGCUGACGGAUCUGCUGGUGUCUCAGAACCUCAUCGAGGCUCUACCUGAAAGCAUUGGAAAAUUACGUAAAUUGUCCAUUUUGAAGGCUGAUCAGAACAGGCUCAGUUAUAUUCCAGAGAGCAUCGGCAACUGUGAAAGUCUCACAGAGCUGGUGCUCACAGAGAACCAAAUUCAGAGUUUGCCCAGAAGUAUUGGGAAAUUAAAGUAUCUUUCCAACUUCAACUGUGACCGAAACCUGCUCUCAUCAUUGCCCAAAGAGAUUGGUGGCUGCAGCGGCCUAAAUGUCUUCUGUGUGCGAGAGAACCGACUGACGAGAAUACCCUCGGAGUUGUCGCAAGCGACGGAGCUGCACGUCCUAGAUGUUUCGGGAAAUCGGCUCUCCCACCUUCCGAUGUCUCUGACCACACUGCGUCUUAAGGCUUUAUGGCUGUCUGAGAACCAGUCGCAGCCGCUUCUAACCUUCCAGACCGACCAGGACCCCAUCUCAGGAGAGAAGGUCCUGACCUGCGUGCUGCUUCCUCAACAGCCGUUAGAUCUGGACAGUAAAGCUGCUGACAACCUGGCACGCUGUGGAGCGCUGGAGAGCCUGGUCAAUGACAUGGUGGACGACACGUGGGACAACAAGGCCAUGAACAGGAUCAGUGCCAUUCACUUCCUAGAUGAUGACGAUGAGGAAGAUGAUGACAAGGGAACGCUUCUGCGACGCGCCACGCCUCACCCCGGCGAGCUGAAGACCAUGAAGAAAGCAGCGGAGAACCUCCGCAACGACAUGAACGCCGCCAAAGCCCUGGACUCCAACAAAAACGAGGUCAAUAAUGCUACAGACAGAGUGACUACGUCCGUGUGACCCUGCUCCUCUGAGAUUUUAUUUACCUCCCGUGUCUCUCCUACCGCACAACCCUGCUGCUCAUUUGUUUUGUUUUUUUUAAAUCCCGAAAACCCUCCCAGUGUGGCCUGCCACUUGUUUAAUUCCACCCUGGGACGCCUGUAACUGCACUCCUACUCCAGUCCUGCAUCAUUGAGCUCGGCCCUGGAGCCGCUGUGCCUUCCUGUUUGUGUGUCCGCAGCAAUAAUCUCAAUUUUAAAGACAUUUUAAUUGCCUCUUUUAAAUAUUAUACUUAGAUAGUUGCACUAUUAUGAUUAUUAUUAUGAUACUUUUUUCUAUAUUGUGGUCAAACCUUCUGUUUUGGAAACACUGGGUGGAUAUAUUUUUUACGUUCUUGGCCAAGAGGAACGGUUUUCAGACCUACUGAUUAUUGUAUAGUCUGUUGUGAAUAUUGGACACUUUUAUACUUUUUUGGCAGCUCUGAUGUAAAUAACGUGUAUAGCAGAUUUCUUAAUCACUUUCAGAUAAAAAUUAUAUAUAUAUAUAUUUUUUUUUCUUUGGUACUUUUUUUUUUCACAGUAAUGAACAAACAUGUCUGCUGAAAUAUCUCCAGGGUUCAUCUAUCCUUCAUCCCAAACAUUACUAGACUGAUGAGCGACCACUUAAUUCAGUUUCAGUAAAGACCCUCCUGAUUCUCCUCUACAUAAAUAAAUAAAGCUGUCUUAUUUAUCUUCGGUGCCCUUCGCUGUUUUGCAAUGAUUUUAAGAUGGUUGCCAAAACAGCUGUGUUUCUGGAGACUCUUCCUAUUUUCCUCUUUGACGCUAUCCUGUACAGAAUGUUUAUGUGAAGUUCGGAGAGUCUUUCAGAAAUGCAGUUUUAGGACUUUCACUUCAAAGCACUUCUCAGUGUUUCUUAAAUCUUUAAUAUGGUACGUAACAAGGUGUUUUGUUGUGUCUUUAAAUCGAUUGUAAGUCGGCAGAUCAGAGAAAUUGUCUGGUCCCGUUUUAUUGUUUUGAAUUCUUUACCAAUCAAACUGCACAAGAUGGAUUUCCAGGGGGCGCUGCGCCUGGAGGUCUGAGUUUUAACCACUGAUCAAUAAACUGGGUGCAAAACUAAGAGAUUUUGUUUUUAUUAAUUUCACCUGUCUGUAGAUUAAAAAAAAAUCAAAGUAAGAGCGAUUAAAAAUAUUUG